Messenger RNA from Phytophthora infestans T30-4, 1689 nucleotides. RefSeq lists its product as uncharacterized. The record is from RefSeq and is a predicted model, not a curated record. Lineage: Eukaryota; Oomycota; Peronosporomycetes; Peronosporales; Peronosporaceae. The coding region runs from base 1 to 1689 and encodes 562 amino acids. The transcript is spliced from 4 exons.
AUGGUGGCUGCGUCGACAUCAUAUAUACGAGAAGCAUCAGCGACGGCACUGAACCUCUCGAAGCGCAUGGAAAAUAUACUCCGAAACUCGCCGUCCCGAGGUAUUUUCUUGGCGCAUCACGAGCUCCACAGCUCGCGUGAGGCCGAUAAUGAAGCUUCGUCAUUUACGUUAAAAGGGUUACAGGAAAAAUACCUUGAUGCUACUCCGGAGGUGGCGGUUGCCUCAUUGGUCUCCUACGGUGUCUCGGAAGGUCAGGCGACACGUGGAGGAAAGCUCAAGGUCAAGCUCGUUCCGAGUGGUCGAUGGGCAGACAGUCAGACUGAGACUGUCGAACUUGUUCACGCAGAGAUAACUCCGAGAGUGGUGACAACCCAGGAGGCCCUAGAUGGAGUGGGUACCUUCGUGGGAAGCGCUAUUUGCACGCCAAGGGUGCCCCCAGGGAAGGCCCGAAUUUGGGACUACGGAUUAGUCGUUGGUUAUGACUGGGAUGAAGAGUCGCUUCGAGGAACCCUUGAUGUUAACUUUGACGGGGUCGAACUACAGGUUGCACAUAAGCCAAACUCGAUUCAGGAUGUUGCUGUUGAGAUUUAUGUGUUGCGGCCUUGUGGUGGUCGUGGCGUGGGUCUGAUUAUGCCACUUGAACUCAAGCAGAGACACGAGAAGAUCUACAACAAGUUUAACGGAGUUGGCCAGCCGGCUGUUCGGGACUCGACAGCUCUGCUCGCUGAAGUUGGCAGCACUCCCAUCGAUGAGUCAAAACUGGUGCCACUCCUUGAUGUUACAAGUUUCAAAGUGUAUCAAGUGACCAUUCAACACAUCCUUGAUUACGUCUACUACAAAGACGGAAAGCGCACGGCACCACCCGAAAUUAAAUUAGGCGAUAGCAUUUUCAACUUACCCAGCGAAGACGACAACAGUCAGGACCGGUCCAGAUCGAAUCGGCGUGAGCUAAAUCCGCAGAGCGAACCUGUGUUCAGUGAUGGUCUUAGUGACUCGGAGGACGAUAGCGAGCCCCAGGGGUCGGUGCGACUGGACAGGCCUCCAGCGGGGUCGGCGUCAAAACGCAGACGUGUGAACAGCGCUGCCAACACCGGCAGCUGCGCUGAAGAUCGUGUGCAGCGACGUGGGGCUCGUUGUGAUGGAGAUGGACAGCUACAGAAAGAUGUCGAUCAAUUAAUCUCGCUACAUCGAACAGUGCCAGUUGUCGAUCCAACCGCGGUUUGGCGACCGCAUAUAGCGGAGACUCAAGACAAGUGUCAAUUCCAGCCAACUGGAACACAAACAGGAAUAUAUCACUCUCUCAUCAACGCAGGGGUCAAGUCGCAUUUCAGUAUUGCUCAAGAGUCUUUCAUGCGAGUCCAUCAGUUUAUAAUGAGGCAAGAGCUACACCCUACACGGGGACAAGCUGCGUUUUCCGACGGUCAACGUGGCCAACCUCCCGCGGCAAAACGACCAGGCAAGUUCGAGAAGCGCCCCUCACGCUCAAUUCCUCUGGAGAUCCGAAAGGCCCUUCCUAAACAAGGCGGAAAAGAGAUCUGCCUUCGUUUCCUUUCCAAGGAAGGGUGUCGAGGCGAAAACGGAGCCUGUGUCGACACAAAUCGCUGCCAUUUUAAGCCAGCAGUAUUACCUCAGGCGGUUCGUGAAUUUAUCGCUAAGAAAUUUGGAGGAAUAUCAAGCGACAUGCAGUGA